Ectocarpus sp. CCAP 1310/34 is the source of this 2342-nucleotide messenger RNA. NCBI's taxonomy places the organism in Eukaryota, Phaeophyceae, Ectocarpales, Ectocarpaceae. The record is from the annotation of a GenBank genome assembly.
ACACGUGAAGUGUCUCAGUUGGGCUUCAAUUCGCAAGGAAGACUCGAUCCUAUUCACACGUGAUGCUUCUUUUUUUCUAACGAAACGAACUGGAUGUGCGCUGUACAAGUGAUAGGGGUGCAUCGAUGUACAACGCUCCUGUUGAAGGGUCUAAACCCAAUCAACCUCAAGAAAAAAUGGCACAUGGAAACUAGACUAAUCUGGGUGAAGAAUGAUACUAAGCGUGCUGAGUUUUCGUCGUAUGUCGAUGGGGGAGCAAAUUCAGACUGCUCACCACUGCACCGUCGAAACGAACUGCGGUGCCGCGCACCUUGUGUCAUACACCCGCGCGUACGACCAGCGACCUGCACCAAGGUGGUUCUCUCCGACUUCGGCGACUUUUCGGGUACGUACGCUGAGGUCGCCGACACCUCAUACGACAAACAAUACUCUAUGGCGGCUGGGGUGGAAACCUACAGCAUCUACCUAGACAAUGGCGCUUGGAACAUGCAGCCAAUUGAGGCCGUAUACCCCAGAUACCGGACGUACGACGAUGCCUCGAACCCUGCGGACAUCACUCUAGAGUGGGUCGAAUGCGACAACAGCUAUUGUGACUUCGACAUUCCAUCGCCGUCACCAAUUGUCAUCACUUGCUCAGGCACCAAGUAGUGGGUGCUUGGUGAAGUCGCCGUCGAGAAACGAGAGUGGCUCUGCCUGAUGGGCCGGCGUGGGAUAUAUCAAGCCGAAGCGUAUGCCUAGUCUAGCACUCCAAUCCAUCCAAUCGAGUAGGACUGUAGAUCUGACGAAUGAUACGCUCUCCCCCACUCCAAGCACGGCACAGAAAAAUCUUAUUAUCAACGUGUGCACCACAUGUCAGUAUAUAAGGCUUGGGGCACCUUAUCUCGUGUCGGGCAAACACCCUUUUUACAUCAAAGCCUUUCACAUCGCGGUUCUACAUUAUUAUUAUUUUUAUUUUUAUUUUUUUUGCCUUCCGACAAUUGCAGAUGUACCUCAGAAAACUUUCACUUAAUGUCUCAUUCUCUAAAUGAAUAUUAAACCAAUACGAAGUACAACAACAUAUGUAGGACUUAUUUCUACUGUCAUUUACAUCGUAAAAAUAUCUCCUCUUCAACUUGAAAUAAAACCAAUGACAAUCCUCAUGGUAUCCUAUAUGCGUUCGUAGGCUUGCUAAAGUACUACUGCGUUGAUGUCCUCUUGUAAAAGCUGAAAUCCAACAAUGCUUUGAUCCAUGCUACAUCUCCGUGUUGAAAAAGCCCUUCUUCUCCGUUCAUGAUAACAUCUUACCCUAUUCUACGCAAAUCUGUCACAUAGAUACUCUCAAACAAGACGCCAACUUCAAACGGAAACGCGUUCUACGAUGCGUCUACACUCCAUCCCCAUAUCAUUGGCGUUGACUGGUCCGAUGUCGAUCUUGUUCGCCUGUUUNUACAUAUUUCUCAUCAUAUCAAAAGUGCGAUCCACAGUGGGUUAAUCUGUUCGGGGUCAACAACGAACGUAGACUACUGUACACCCUGGGGUUCGUGAUUAGAGGGGACUCUUGAUGAGGAGCUCCGAUAUGAGAGAGUCGAAAUCGGUUGUCACGGACUCGACCAGCCGUAGUAUCGUUCGGUAGUUCCAGUAUUUAGAGGGGGCUCCGAUAGGAGAGGGUCAGGGCCUUGGCCACGCCACCCUCUCAUACAGGAACCUUGUCGCCGUUUCCAGUUCUCACUGCUUGGUUCCCUCGCCGGAGUGUGAAGUAAGAAGUGAGGAUAUGGCUUUUGAUGUUGACAUUGGCUUGCGAAAGGCCCUACCUUACCCUCCCUCAACACGCAUGGCGUACUGAUGACGAGCGCCUUGUUUUGCUCGGUUUCAUCAGAUUCGACCACGGAUUCCUCCGUGGUCACAAGCAUCUCAGACACCGGCAGCGGGGCGACUAGCGGUGAGCCACGGAGUAGUCGAUAAGUAUUUGGUUUCUCCAGCCGAAAAUCGCGCCGCGUCAAUGACGGAUUAUCAAGCCCCCUGUUCGACCCUUGGAUAGCGCCACGCGAAAAUUGCAAGGGUGGUCUUCCAGCCGGGGAGUUGUUGCCAGCACACGCCAACGCCGGGUUUUUAGUGGUUUGUUUAGCUUUGCGGAAAUGGCGAACGAAACGCGUGUUGCCCAAAAUGCGGCCCUCGGCCUCCCCGGUUGUCCGUUCUCUGCGAGCGCCACACAGCGGUAACGGAGGGUCCUCGUUGAGCAACGUAUUGUCGACGUCGUCACCAAAGGGUGUUACAGGGGUAACAGAGGGGUCUUCUUCAUCAAGCGGCGUGUUGCCGACACCGUCACCAGCGGGUGUUGGAGGUAUGAUGGCCUAAUCACGCGC